Messenger RNA from Ostrinia nubilalis (European corn borer), 1633 nucleotides. RefSeq names its product cytochrome P450 CYP12A2-like. The transcript has 10 exons. Gene Ontology annotation, cellular component: mitochondrial inner membrane. The record is from RefSeq and is a predicted model, not a curated record. Lineage: Eukaryota; Metazoa; Arthropoda; Insecta; Lepidoptera; Crambidae. Gene Ontology annotation, molecular function: heme binding; iron ion binding; oxidoreductase activity, acting on paired donors, with incorporation or reduction of molecular oxygen. The coding region runs from base 83 to 1585 and encodes 500 amino acids. Gene Ontology annotation, biological process: cortisol metabolic process; cellular response to peptide hormone stimulus; C21-steroid hormone biosynthetic process.
GCCAUGACUUUGGUCGAAGCGAUAACGAGCAACGCUGUGCUAUCCAGCUGAUAGGAGGCAGUCGAGUGAAGUUUGUGUCAACAUGCAAACGUUGAAGGUGCGACCUGUCAUUUAUUUGGCGACAGUCAGCAAAAACAUUAUUAGGAAUGCAGCAGUGAGUGCCGUCGAAAGUACACAGUCACUGAAAUCAUGGAAGGAGAUCCCAGGGCCUCCGUCGUUGCCCAUUAUCGGUCAACUGCACCACUUUCUCCCUGGAGGAGUGAUGUCCAAUGUGGCGCUGAAGGAUUUCGUAGAUAUAUUGUAUAAGAAAUACGGGCCAUUCGUCAGACUUGAAGGAAUGUUCGGGAGACCCGAUAUGUACUUCUUGUAUGACGCGGAAAUAUCUGCCCAUAUCCUUCGAUCAGAAAACACGAUGCCCUUACGGCCAGGAUUCCCCUCCCUUGAUUACUACAGGAAAUCCAAGGUGAAAGAAAAUGAGCCGACUGGAUUAAUUACUGACAAUGGUGAUCUAUGGAGGCAGUUCCGCACUACAGUAAACCCGGUCAUGCUGCAGCCAAAGACAAUCCGAUUGUACACCAACCAGCUCGAUGAAGUAGCCCAGGACAUGAUAAAAAGAAUGAAGUCAAUCCGUGGGGACAACAACUUGCUCCAAGGGAAAUUUGACAUGGAAAUGAAUUUGUGGUCGCUAGAGUCAAUAGGCUUAGUAGCACUCGGUUGUCGCCUAAACUGCUUUGAUUCCAAUCUACCAGAAGACUCUCCAGAGAAGAAACUCAUUAAGCUGGUUCACGAAAUUUUCAAUGUAGCAAAUGAACUAGACUUCAAGCCUAGCAUUUGGAGGUACUAUCCAACGAAAACCUACAAAAAAGCUAUGAAGAUGUACGAGGAACAAGCUAACAUUGCCAGAUACUUUAUUGAUAAGUCAAUAGAAGAGCUAAAAACGAAGGGAAAGACGGAGGAUCAAAAAGGCAUUUUGGAGAAGUUAUUAGAUAUAAAUAAAGAAGUAGCACUCAUCAUGGCUUCUGACAUGCUCUUUGCAGGCGUGGAUACUGCAGCAAACUCAAUAACAGGCGUUUUGUAUCUAUUGGCCAACAAUCAAGAGAAGCAGGACAAACUGAGAGAGGAGUUGAACUCCGGUUCCGAAAAACGUCCGUACCUGAGAGCCUGCCUCAAGGAAGCUAUGAGAAUGAUGCCAAUAGUUGCCGGUAAUUUCAGGCAGACCACCAAAGACCAUAAUGUAUUGGGAUAUGUGCUACCAAAAGGGGCGCACAUAUCAUUUUUGCAUCAAACCAUGUCAAUGCAAGAAGAACAUUUUAAUAGAGCUAAGGAAUAUCUUCCUGAAAGAUGGAUUGCUUCAAAGGACGACCCUCUCUACCACGGCAAUGCACAUCCGUUCGCAUACUUGCCUUUUGGGUUCGGAAUUCGCAGUUGUAUAGGUCGCCGCAUAGCAGAAUUAGAAAUGGAAAUAUUCCUAGCAAGGGUCAUCCAAAAUUUCAAAGUAGAAUGGUUUGGAGAACCGAUUGAAAUUACUCCAUCCUCUCUUAAUUACAUUACGGGUCCAUAUAAUUUUAUAUUUAAAGAUGUAUAAAUAUGCACCGAGAUAACGCAUAAACAAAACUCGAUUUUACUUAAGUAA